This is a messenger RNA of Sphaerulina musiva SO2202, 920 nucleotides long. Its product is annotated as ribosomal protein S16. NCBI's taxonomy places the organism in Eukaryota, Fungi, Ascomycota, Dothideomycetes, Mycosphaerellales, Mycosphaerellaceae. Bases 59 to 511 code for a protein of 150 amino acids. Gene Ontology annotation, molecular function: RNA binding; structural constituent of ribosome. The transcript is spliced from 3 exons. Gene Ontology annotation, biological process: ribosomal small subunit assembly; translation. The record is from RefSeq and is a predicted model, not a curated record. Gene Ontology annotation, cellular component: cytosolic small ribosomal subunit; ribosome.
CUCCAUCCACCCAGCGCACCCUCCUCGCCCACCUACAUCCUCACCCAAUACCGCAAUCAUGCCUGGAGUCUCCGUUCGCGAUGUCCCUGCCGACAAGUUCAUCGACGCCUACGCUGCCUUCUUGAAGCGUCAAGGAAAGCUGCCAAUUCCAGGUUGGUCCGACACUGUCAAGACCUCCCACGCAAAGGAGCUUCCACCACAGAGCCAGGACUGGUUCUACAUUCGCUCCGCUGCCGUCGCCCGCCACAUUUAUCUGCGCAAGACUGUCGGUAUCGGCCGCCUGAGGAAGGUGCACGGUGGCACCAAGAACCGUGGCUCGCGCCCAUCGCACCACGUCGAUGCUUCUGGCUCCGUCGACCGCAAGGUCUGCCAGGCUCUCGAGAAGAUCGGUGUCCUCGAGACCGAUGAGGAGAAGGGUGGCCGUCGCAUCACUCAGUCCGGUCAGCGUGAUUUGGACCGUAUCGCCCAGACUACUGUUGAGGCCGAGGAGGAUGACGAGGAUGACGAGUAAAUGUUACUGCUCUCUUCAUGACCAAAAGCUAUCCCGUCCGAGGUGCAAGACAGGGGAAUUCGAUGCAUUUGCAUGGCGCGGCGUUGCGGAUGGCCUGACAGCGGAAUAGCUGCAGCGCGCAGGAGCCGGCUUUAGUGACUGAAUGAACCAGCUUGAUACCCAAUUUCAGUCUUCUGCCGCUUCUUACUUGCUAUCUCGCCUCUUGUUUAUGAAACUUAUCGCGCCAGUGAACACGGUACUUCCUGCAACACCUGGAGGCGCUGCACCCGACGUAAUUACAAAGCCACGACAUGCGACUGAACAGUGAACACUAGCAAUACAGCUGAAGGACAAAAGUUUUGAGAAACUCCGCUGUAUGAAUUCUGCCAAAGGUACCUACGCAGGGGACAGAUUUGAAGCCUGAUCACCC